AUGCGCGCGUUGACCCGCAACGAGCCGCUGGAACGCCACAAUCUGCCAGACAGCGCUCCCGGUGUUGUAGUGGACGGAGCUGGGUCGACUGAAGCCAAUGGCAUCUAUGUUAGAACUGGCUUCAAGGUAGCCAACACCGAGGUUUUCCAGAAGCGCGGAACCUGCUUGGUGAUGCUGAAGCGAGGUGAGGGCUUGAACUGGAGCCUCAUCAAUCUGAACGGCCUCAGGGGCAAGAGUGACAAGGCCCCCAAAGAAGAGGAGAUCAGCUCCGGGGUCUACACAUUCUCGCCAGCAAAGCUCAGAUGGAACUCGAACUCGACUACCUUGUACCAGGUCGCCCCAAGCUUGCACAGCAGAGACAAUCUCCUUCCACCGCAUGUGGGGUGGACGGUUGUGGAUGGGCUUUCUCCAGCCCCCAGCGUCAACUUCUGCACCUCCGACAGUCUCAGACCCGAGAAGUUGCUGGCAGCUGCGAUCCCCGGGAAGCUCCUGACACGGAUUGCAGAAACUGCUCCGACCGUCGCUAAAGUGCAGACCUCCAUCCAUCAGGCUUGGAGGACGGAGGCGCAGCAGACGCUCCCGCGCAUCCUGCGAUGGGGGACCAGCGAGACUUCUAAAGCUCGGAAGCAAGUGAAGGUGAAGGGAGAAGGGCGCUUGGCUCAGACCCUUUCGUUGCCAGAUCUUCGCAGCCCGGCUGCGCUGCUCAUGCCCGAGGGCGAAACCGUCAUGGUGAUCUACAGCCUGGUCAUUGGAAGGCCCAGCUUCCACUUCGACUGGGGGCUUUCCUUCAAUGAGAAGGAGCUCCGAGACACAGGCAGAAGGAUUGUGGAAUCGGUGGAGCCAAACUCGCCGUUCGACCGCUGGAACAUCUGGCAGAUGGUCCGUGGCCGGCCGGAGAUGUGUGUCCGCGCAGGCGACCAGCUGCUGAAACACAGUGGGGCCUGGGCCUACUUCGAGUGCCCAUUGGAAAGCUCAGAAGGCUAUGAGGACCUCCCGAGCAUCACGGAAUCCGACACCCUGGAAGGUGUUGGUGACACCCUUCUCGUUCUAGACUUCGGACGCUUCGAGCGAAGACCGUGCCCACCUGAACCCCCCAGGUUGGAGCCGUGGGAGGCAGGCUAUGGCUUGCGAGUCGAAAUCGAUUCCAACUUAGCUGGCCCUUACCAGGAAGAUGUGAUCGCCUGGGCUCUGGUGCUGAAAGAGGACCUAAGCGAAGCCGCGUUCGUUUCGACAACCCCUGGCAAAUCGGAGACGUGCUGGCGUGCCUUCGACGGUGAAUCGGGGAAGGCGAGCCAGUUCGCAGGUCCACAGAAGAUGAUGAAACAGUGA
Messenger RNA from Symbiodinium necroappetens, 1329 nucleotides. Lineage: Eukaryota; Dinophyceae; Suessiales; Symbiodiniaceae. The record is from the annotation of a GenBank genome assembly.